This is a messenger RNA of Lachancea nothofagi CBS 11611, 1434 nucleotides long. The record is from the annotation of a GenBank genome assembly. Lineage: Eukaryota; Fungi; Ascomycota; Saccharomycetes; Saccharomycetales; Saccharomycetaceae.
AUGCCCAGGAAAGCGGUUUUACUGAAAUCGCUGGCCCGAGGCCGAAUCAGAUCAAGUUUCAACAAAUACAAUCUGUUCAAUCUUUACAAGAAAGGUGACGUGGAUUUCAGAUCAAAGACACUUUAUCAGCAGAAAUGGACCGCCAAACAGGAAACGAGGGCAUAUCAUGGCGAACACUUAACUGAAAGCCGUUGGCAGACAAAUUUCACUCAAAAACUGGACUCUGUCGCCCAAUUAGAUGCAUCUUUGAAAGGUAGGGAAACGCAACAAACACCCAUUCUACUACAAACGUUUGGCGUGCUCGAAAAGAGACUAGACAUUUCAUUAUUCCGCGCUAUGUUUGCGUCAUCUGUUAGGCAAGCCAGACAAUUCAUUUUGCAUAAUAGCGUUUUUGUCAAUGGGAUCAAGAUUUCACAGCCAAACUAUACUUUGCGUCCAGGCGACGUUUUUCAUGUCAAACCAGAAAAAGUGUUGCAGGCACUAGGUGCUAAGAAACCUUCUCUUGCCGAGGCUCUCAAAGUCGACAAACGUCAAAUCGCCAUUUGGAACAGAUAUAUCAAAGCCAUUAAGGAAAAUCCAAGGGAAAAGUGGGCCGAGAGACAAGACACGUACCGUCGUAUGGACGACUCUCAUCCCAAAAAACAAGAAUGGGUUGAAUUUGUUCAAAAUUACAACAAGACUUUGAACUCUCAAAUGGAAGCUGAGAUCAAAUCUCAAACAAAGGAAGCUAUUUUGGCAAAAGUUAUGCUUGCAGGCUCUUCUACAACUGAGCCAACAGCUAAAGAUUUUCUACCGCAUUUUUACGAGGACACACCACUUGCCACCAAGGCCCAAGAGUGUUUCAACCAGCUUCAAAUGUCGGCAUCAGUUCCUGAAGAUUCUAAGACCAUGCCCCUUACUCAGUUGAUUGACCACGCCAAGACCUUGAUUAACUUGUCUGAGGAAAGGAAAAAAGCCAUGUCCGACGGUUCGAAGAAGUCACUACGCGCCGCUAAAAACCUGUGCUCGGAACUCCUUACCGCUCAAGAUGACACAAUACGUAAGGUUUACGAGAGCAAAAAGGGUAGUGAACAAACUUUGGCCAUUCCGUUUGAUACACAAUGGGCACAAAAAUUUCAAGGGCACAAACCGAUUGACAUCAGUGAGCUGGCAGAAGACGAAGCCAAGGCUUCUAAAGCCGUCAAUUUACCUUGGCAAAAAGGUGUCUACGGUCGGGAAGAUCCUUCGAAACCAUACUUCACACCUUGGAAGCCAAGACCUUUCCUAUCUCCCUUCGCCAUUCUACCGCAUCACAUCGAAGUUUCAUUCAAGACUUGCCACGCUGUUUACUUGAGAGACCCUGUAGCUCGCCCUGGCCAAUCGGAGGUGAUAUCUCCGUUCGGGCUGCCAGUUCACGAACGCGCUUACAUGUAUUACGUUAGAAACGGAAAAUGA